Molecule: messenger RNA, 1531 nt
Organism: Argentina anserina (silverweed cinquefoil)
Lineage: Eukaryota; Viridiplantae; Streptophyta; Magnoliopsida; Rosales; Rosaceae
Product: methylthioribose-1-phosphate isomerase
Exons: 9
Coding region: 140-1270 (376 amino acids)
Molecular function (GO): S-methyl-5-thioribose-1-phosphate isomerase activity
Source: RefSeq, a predicted model, not a curated record
CGUCAUCUCCAGUCUCGUCCUUCAGAAAGAGAACAGGACCUGACUGAAGAAACAGCAUCACUCUUCUUCUACGCUCAUUAGAAUCCCAAAAGCUCAAGCGUCGCCACGAAACGUCGUCGUUUUAGGCCGAGCUUUCGCGAUGGCGCUGGUAUUGAACUUCUCCGACGCAAGAGAAUCCGGCAACUCACUCCAGGCCAUCUGCUACAAGCGCGGCUCGCUUCAAUUACUCGAUCAGACGAAGCUCCCUCUGCAAAGUACGUACUUGAAUAUCCGGGACUCUACAGAUGGAUGGCAUGCGAUUAAAGACAUGGUAGUGAGGGGAGCGCCGGCGAUUGCUAUAGCGGCGGCGCUGUCGUUGGCGGUGGAGGUGUUUAAUCUGGAGGACUUUAAUGGAACGCCGGAUGAAGCUUCGUCUUUCAUUGUGAUGAAGCUUGAGUAUUUAGUAUCUAGCCGGCCGACGGCUGUGAACCUUUCGGAUGCUGCGACUAAGUUGAAGCAGAUUGCAACCAAGGUGGCCGCGAGUGCUUCGGAGUACAAGUGUGUGUUUGAGGCGUACAUUGAAGCUUCUGAGAUGAUGCUCAAGGAGGAUGUUGAGACAAACAGAGCUAUAGGUUCUCAUGGAGCUACGUUUAUCCAGCGUCACCUUGAGAACAAUAUGAGGAUUUCGAUGUUGACUCAUUGCAACACUGGCAGCCUUGCAACAGCUGGUUAUGGUACUGCUCUUGGCGUUAUACGUUCACUUCAUACCGAAGGAGUUUUAGAAAGGGCUUAUUGCACUGAGACACGCCCAUUCAACCAAGGAUCAAGACUCACAGCAUAUGAGUUAGUGCAUGACAACAUACCCGCCACUCUUAUAGCAGAUUCGGCUGCAGCUGCAUUAAUGAAGGAUGGAAAGGUGAAUGCCGUGGUUGUUGGAGCAGAUCGUGUGGCUUCAAAUGGUGACACAGCUAACAAGAUCGGAACCUACAGUCUUGCUGUCAGUGCAAAGUACCAUAACAUACCGUUCUUUGUGGCUGCACCACUCACUUCUGUUGACUUAUCUCUUUCUUCUGGAGGAGAGAUAGUAAUAGAGGAAAGAUCCCCAAAGGAAUUGUUGAACACACGUGGAGGACUCGGAGAACAAGUUGCUGCAUCUGGAAUCUCUGUCUGGAACCCAGCCUUCGAUGUCACUCCUGCUAGCUUGAUAUCCGGCAUCAUAACAGAAAAGGGAGUCAUCACAAAAAAGGGUACUGACGAUUUUGACAUAAAGGAUUUUGUUCAAAAGGCCUGAUCACACUAGAACAUACAUAACCAUUGCCGGCAUAGCUACGCUACAUCUGGAUGAAAGGAGAUCUACUGCAUUUUAUCAAAAUAAUCGUGAGAAUCAUCAAUUUCUCUCCCUGAGUGAUGGUUCCCUUAGGUCUAUCAAUGUGAUUUGUAUCAUUUCUUCUCUCUACUUAUGAUAUCAUCGAGUACCGUUUAAUGUGUAGCUGAGCUAGAAUCUAUGUUUGCUGAACCUUUGGCUAAUAGCCUUAAGUUUCUUAAUUCUUAA